GAUAAAGAGAGGGAGAAACAGAGAGAAAAGUCUUCCAUCCGCUGGGUCACUCCCCAAAUGGCCACCGUGGCCAGAGCUGAGCCCAUCCAAAGCCAGGGGCCAGAAUCUUCUUCCAGGUCUCCCACGUGGGUGCAGGGGCCCAAGGACCUGGGCCAUCUUCUGUAGCUUUCCCAGGCCAUAGCAGAGAGCUGGAUAGGAAGUAGAGCAGUCGGGACACAAACUGGCACCCAUAUGGGAUGUCGGGGCUGCAGGCAGAAGCUUAGCCUAUUAAAGCCACAGUCUUGGACCCUUCACCAUUUUCAAUACUAACCUCUGACCUUUGAUCUCCUGACCCUGAAGAAUGCCUUUCCAAAGCAUUUACAUAUACAGGCUUGGCGGUGACUACUAUAGCUGUCAUUGUCCCUGUGGGACAGCGCGGUGACUACUAUAGCUGUCAUUGUCCCUGUGGGACAGCGGCAUGCCCAGGAGAUCUGCCUGGCGGGGAGGGUGCUCACAGGGGGACCCACACCCAUUUGCAAAGCCCCCCUCCCCUCCGCCCACAGCUGGGACAGUGGUGCCCCCAACAGCGGCCUCAUCUCUGACCCAGAGCAGACCAAGGCAGGGAGGGGGCCUCUGCUCAGCCUUGAGACCGCCCUGCAGACACAACAAGGGGUGGGGUCCCCACCCGCAGAGGGCGGGGCAAAGCCCUAGAUAUCCUGGGAGUGCUCCUGGCCCUCGGGGACUCUGUCCACCGGCCGCCCAUGGACCGCACUGUGGUGCUCAUCACGGGCUGCUCCUCAGGCAUCGGCCUGCACCUGGCCGUCCGCCUGGCCUCGGACCCAUCCCAGAGCUUCAAAGUGUACGCCACCCUGCGGGACCUGGGGGCGCAGGGCCCACUGCUGGAGGCAGCCCGAGCCCGGGGGUGCCAGCCCGGCUCCCUGGAGACCUUGCAGCUGGACGUAAGGGACUCGGAUUCUGUGGCCGCCGCCCGGACACGUGUGACUGAGGGCCGCGUGGAUGUGCUGGUGUGCAACGCGGGUCGGGGAUUGCUCGGGCCGCUGGAGGCGCACUCGGCGGACACCGUCGCCUCCGUGCUGGAUGUGAACGUGGUCGGCUUGGUGCGGACGCUGCAAGCCUUCCUGCCGGACAUGAAGCGGCGCGGCUCUGGUCGCGUGCUGGUGACCGGCAGCGUGGGCGGCUUGAUGGGGCUGCCCUUCAACGACGUCUACUGCGCCAGCAAGUUCGCGAUCGAAGGUUUAUGCGAGAGCCUGGCCAUUCUGCUGCCGCCCUUCGGGGUCCACUUAAGCAUCAUCGAGUGUGGUCCGGUGCACACGGCCUUCCUGGAGAAGCUGGAGGGCGGCCCCGGAGGGGCCCUGGACCGCGCGGACGCCCAGACGCGUCAGCUCUACUCCCGCUACGAGCGCCACUACGAGCAGGUCUUCCGCGAGACGGGGCAGGACCCCGAGGAGGUGACGGAGGUCUUCCUCACCGCGCUGCGCGCCCCGGAGCCCUCCCUGCGCUACUUCAGCACCGAGCGCUUCCUGCCCCUGACGCGGCUGCGCCUGGACGACCCCAGCGGCUGCAACUACGUCGCCGCCAUGCACCAAGCGGUGUUCGCCGCCGAGAGCGCCGAGGCCGGCCCCGAAGGCCCUGGGGACCCCGAGCCCGGCGCGCCUCCCGCCGCCCCGUAAUAAAGGCUUGGUCUGCGGUG
Messenger RNA from Oryctolagus cuniculus (rabbit), 1690 nucleotides. RefSeq names its product hydroxysteroid 17-beta dehydrogenase 1 (gene HSD17B1). Gene Ontology annotation, molecular function: estradiol 17-beta-dehydrogenase [NAD(P)+] activity. Gene Ontology annotation, cellular component: cytoplasm; cytosol. Gene Ontology annotation, biological process: estrogen biosynthetic process. The record is from RefSeq and is a predicted model, not a curated record. NCBI's taxonomy places the organism in Eukaryota, Metazoa, Chordata, Mammalia, Lagomorpha, Leporidae.